Aricia agestis (brown argus) is the source of this 1089-nucleotide messenger RNA. RefSeq names its product RNA-binding protein 48. The coding region runs from base 122 to 1006 and encodes 294 amino acids. The record is from RefSeq and is a predicted model, not a curated record. Gene Ontology annotation, molecular function: nucleic acid binding. The transcript is spliced from 2 exons. Lineage: Eukaryota; Metazoa; Arthropoda; Insecta; Lepidoptera; Lycaenidae. Gene Ontology annotation, cellular component: nucleoplasm.
UGCGAAUAGUACAUAGUAUAUUUUAUAGACUGAUAUACAAAUGUAGUGCUUCUGUUACAUGUUAAUUUGGAAAUUUAAAGAUUACUUCGUAUAAAACAGCUGCAACCAUAACGUUCUGGACAUGAGUGAAGAAAAAAUUAUUUUACCACAUCACGAGCAACAGAGCCUCUGUACUUCUCGCCUCCCGUACCGACAGGGGAGAAAAUUAACUGCAGUUAAGGUUUAUACAGUGACAACGGAAUCUAAUCAUCUGCUUGUCUUCGGUGUUCCAUCACUGAACUUGCGUCAGGAAGCCAAAUCGCUAUUUAUGAAGUUCGGCAGACUCCGCCAAUUCACGUUAUCACCGAACCACGCGGCCGAAGUCUUCACCGAGACGUACCACGCUCAGUACGAGAGAAUACAGUCCGCUAGAGUAGCUAAGAAAAUGCUAGACACCAAAAACUUCUACGGUGGCUCUCUACAUGUUUGCUAUGCCCCUGAAUUUGAAACCAUCGAGGAAACAAAACAAAAAAUCUUCCAAAGACAAAGAGAUGUGUUGAAUAGGUUAAGAAAUUUAGAAAAGGAGAAGACCAAUGUGGUUGAACAGCAACAAGCCGCUGAUGUUGUUCCUGAUGAGGAACAAACAGUCACAAGCAACAAACUCAACAUGGGUGAGAUUAAUACAUUCAAUAUGAAUAAUGAAAUAGUAGUCCCCAAAAAGAAGAAACGUAAAAGCAAUUUAUCUAAUGUUAGUAAAAACUAUUUAGGAAACUGCGCAAAGACUAGUAAACAUGCUGAUAAUAUUAUGUAUGCGACUAGCUUUAUCAAGACCACACCAGAUGAGCAGAGCUCAACAGAGAUAGAGAUAAUUGAUGCUACAUCAGUUGACACGGAGGUAGUCACCAACAUCAAUGAAAGCUUAAACUACAAUAACUUUGGUAAUGAAGUGAUAAGAAAGGUACCUGAUAAGCCAUUAAAUAAGAUUAUAUAUUUUAAUGUUAAUAAAAAUCAUAGCAAACAACUCUAGGUUCUGAUUUCAUUUGAAAUUGACAUGAAUACAGAGUAAGUAAUACUGCGGAGCUUGCCUAGUAUAUAUAGCUAGUUAAAAAA